Emys orbicularis (European pond turtle) is the source of this 789-nucleotide messenger RNA. RefSeq names its product TLC domain containing 4 (gene TLCD4). Gene Ontology annotation, cellular component: endoplasmic reticulum; membrane. Gene Ontology annotation, biological process: lipid homeostasis. Lineage: Eukaryota; Metazoa; Chordata; Testudines; Emydidae. The record is from RefSeq and is a predicted model, not a curated record. The coding region runs from base 1 to 789 and encodes 262 amino acids. The transcript is spliced from 6 exons.
AUGGCUACCUUCAACAAACUGAUUAUUGGCACUGCUGUUACCAGUUUUACCAUAUUUCAGCUUCUGUUCCAUGUUCUAAGUUCUUGGGCAUCAACAAGAAUAACUCCUGCUUUUAAUAAUCUCAACCAAAAAAGGAAGAUUGAAUGGAAUUCAAGGACAGUAUCCACCUUCCAUGCCUUGGUGGUUGGUGCUUUUUGUGUAUAUAUCUUGUUGUAUGAUGAAGCUGUUAAUGCUGACCAUGUCUGGGGUGACCCUUCAAUUGUGAAACUGAAUAUUGCUAUUACCACAGGCUACCUCAUUUCUGAUUUGUUUCUUAUUACUUACUACUGGAAGGCAAUUGGUGAUAAAUUUUUUGUAAUUCAUCACUUGGCAGCUCUGUAUGCCUACUACUUUGUACUGGGUGAAGGAAUGUUGGCAUAUUUUGGUAACUUUCGUCUGCUUGCAGAGUUCUCUACUCCUUUUGUGAAUCAGCGGUGGUUCUUUGAAGUGCUGGGGUACCCCAAAUCUUCAAAAGCCAACAUCAUCAAUGGGGUGCUGAUGACGAUUGUGUUCUUCAUGGUGAGGAUUGUAGUCAUGCCUGUUUAUUAUGCCGACGUCAUUUCUGUGUUUGGAACAGAGGCUUUCCACAGAGUAGGAGUUGCAGCCCAAAGCGCCUGGAUUAUCUCUAGUGUUGUCUUGGAUGUGAUGAACUUGAUGUGGAUGGUCAAAAUUACAAAGGGAUGCUACAAAGUUAUUUGUCUCAUUGGACAAAAGGAAGUCAAAAUACGUAAGAAUGGAAAAUCUGACUAG